CAUUGAUUAUUUCGAUGGAGCCAUAAUAUUUAAAAGAAGAAGAAGAAGAAGAAGAACCUGUGUUAUAAAAAUGAAUAUGGACAAUGUUGUUGAUACUUUACAAGAGGAUCCUGCUGAAGUAGGAUGUCAAAAUAAGUCACAGAAUACACACAUUAAACAAGAAUCUAACGUUGGAAUAAUCUUGGGCACAGAAAAACAAAGCGCAGCCUGGACAAACAAAGCCACUUCAAUGCUUCUGAAAUCUUAUGAAGAAAAGCUGGAAAUGUUGGAGACACCAAAAAAGAAAACCAGAAUUUGGAUUGCAAUAGCGGACAGCUUAAAAGAGCAUAACUUAGAAGUGACACCAGAUCAAGUCAGGUGGAAAAUUAAUGCAUUGGCCAAAAAGUACAAACAAUGCCUAGAUAACGGACAACACAAUAAAUUUAAAUUUUUUGGUGUUAUGGACAAUAUUUAUGCUCAAUAUAAUGUUGAUUGUGAUUCAUAUAAUUUACACAAUCCAGAUCUUAAAGAAUAUAAAAAAAGUAUUCGAAAAAAUCAAACAGAGCAUCACUCAGACAAUGUGACUACAUCUUUAAAAGCUGUUCAAGAAAGCAGAGUUUUAACAGAGUUAAGAAAGAGGAGAUUGGCUAGAAGAAUAGAAUCUGAAAGAUCUCAGAGCAAAAUGAACUUAGAAAGACAAUGGUUAGAAUAUUUGAAAAGACAAGAAUUGCAAACAAAAUGGAGAGAUGACGUUUUUGAGAAACAUUUGAAAUUGAAGAAAGAAGAAUUAGAAUUAAGAAAAAAAGAGUUGAAAAUUAAGGAAACACUGGAACUACAAAAGUUAGAGGUACAGAAUAAGGAACAAGAGGAAAUGCUACAGAUAGAAAAAGAAAAAUGUAAAUUA
This is a messenger RNA of Hyposmocoma kahamanoa, 883 nucleotides long. RefSeq lists its product as uncharacterized. The annotation marks the transcript as partial. The record is from RefSeq and is a predicted model, not a curated record. NCBI's taxonomy places the organism in Eukaryota, Metazoa, Arthropoda, Insecta, Lepidoptera, Cosmopterigidae. The transcript is spliced from 4 exons.